UGGUCCGUCUAUUAUUAUCUUCCCCCGGUCAGGAAGUACACACGAUAAACGAAUGGAAGGAUUUUUCUUCUAACCACAAAAUGCUCGAUAUUUAUUUUAAACUUUAAACCAAAAUGUCAUUUUAAUGAAAGGUAAAAUAACAUAACAACUGCUAUGGGAACAGAGGAGGGCCAUAAAGUAGAUUUGUUGGAGAGUUUUUGUCCGAAUGAAGAUGAAAUUGAGAAGUGGAUGUGCAGCGCCUUCGAAAUGGCCAGCGAUGCUCUGAACAACGGAGAGGUGCCUGUCGGAUGUCUGAUGGUCUACGAAGACAAGGUGGUGGGGAGAGGAAGGAAUGAAGUCAACGAGACUAAAAAUGCAACUCGUCACGCGGAGAUGGUCGCCCUGGACCAGGUACUGGACUGGUGUCGUCAUAGCAACCUGGACGUGGGGCGCGUGUGUGAGCGGACGGCUCUGUACGUCACUGUGGAGCCGUGCAUCAUGUGUGCUGCAGCCCUGCGCCUCCUCAAGAUCCCCGUGGUCGUGUACGGCUGCGGAAAUGAGCGUUUCGGGGGCUGCGGAUCAGUUCUGGACAUCUCCUCUGCAGACCUUCCUCACACGGGGACAAAGUUCAAGUGUGUUUCAGGUCACAGAGCUGAAGAAGCUGUUGAGAUGCUGAAAACUUUCUACAAACAAGAGAAUCCUAAUGCUCCAAAACCCAAAACAAGGAAGGACUGACCCCAAACAA
This is a messenger RNA of Nematolebias whitei (Rio pearlfish), 724 nucleotides long. It is a transcript of the gene adat2, whose product is annotated as adenosine deaminase tRNA specific 2. Gene Ontology annotation, molecular function: zinc ion binding; tRNA-specific adenosine-34 deaminase activity. Bases 154 to 714 code for a protein of 186 amino acids. The transcript has 6 exons. The record is from RefSeq and is a predicted model, not a curated record. Gene Ontology annotation, biological process: tRNA wobble adenosine to inosine editing. Gene Ontology annotation, cellular component: nucleus; cytoplasm. NCBI's taxonomy places the organism in Eukaryota, Metazoa, Chordata, Actinopteri, Cyprinodontiformes, Rivulidae.